GGAAAAGCAGGGGUAGUAGCCGUGGACACCCUGGAACAGGUGCGCGUUCUGGAGGACACACAGCAGGACUCCAACACCUUCUGGCAGGAUGAAUGACUCUCAAGAUCUGACAAGCCCAGCGGCUGCCCUCAGCGUGUCCAAGGUGGAGCUGCGGGUCUCCUGUAAGGCUCUGCUAGAUCGGGACACGCUCAAUAAGUCGGACCCCUGUGUCAUACUCAUGGGGCAGGUGGAGGGCCAGUGGACAGAGCUGGACAGGACCGAGGUGAUCAAGAGCAACCUAAACCCUGUGUUUGCCAAGGUCUUCACUCUAGAUUACUUCUUCGAGGAGGCCCAGAAACUGCGCUUUGAGGUGUAUGACAUUCAUGGCACGCACAGCAUUGGCACCCGUGACGACGACUUCCUCGGAGGCAUGGAGUGUACCCUGGGCCAGAUUGUGGCCCAAAAGAAGAUGGUGAAGCCUUUGUUCCUGAAAUAUGGGAAGUAUGCUGGGAAAUCCGCCAUAACGGUGAAUGCAGAGGAAAUUUCGGGGAACAAUGGCUAUGUGGAGCUUUCAUUCUGUGCCAAGAAAUUGGAUGAUAAGGAUCUCUUCAGUAAAUCGGACCCCUUUUUGGAAAUAUACAGGAUCAAUGAUGAUGGGACAGAGCAGCUGGUCCACAGAACAGAGGUGAUCAAGAACAACCUGAACCCUGUGUGGGAGUCUUUUAAAGUGUCUCUGAGCUCUCUCUGCAGCUGUGAUGAGGACAGGAAGCUUAAGUGUCUGGUCUGGGAUUACGAUUCCAGUGGUAAACAUGACUUCAUUGGAGAGUUCUACCCCACCUUCAGAGAAAUGCAGAAAAUAGCAGGAGGAAACAAAGUCUCGUGGGAUUGUAUAAAUCCUAAGUACAAACUGAAGAAGAGGAACUACAAAAACUCAGGUGUGGUCAUCCUAAGUGAUCUCAAGCUCCACAGAGUUUAUUCUUUCCUGGACUACAUCAUGGGAGGAUGCCAGAUACACUUCACAGUGGCCAUUGACUUCACCGCUUCCAAUGGAGACCCACGAAACAGCUGCUCCCUGCACUAUAUCAACCCAUACCAGCCCAACGAGUACUUGAAGGCCCUCAUUGCAGUGGUAGAGAUCUGCCAGGACUAUGACAGUGACAAAAAAUUCUCUGCCCUGGGCUUCGGUGCUAGAAUUCCCCCGAAUUAUGAGGUCUCUCAUGACUUCGCCAUCAAUUUUAACCCAGACAACGAUGAAUGUGAAGGAAUCCAGGGUGUUGUGGAAGCCUACCAGAACUGCCUGCCCAAGAUCCAGUUGUAUGGCCCCACCAACGUGGCUCCCAUCAUAAACCGACUGGCCAAUCAGGCAGCACGUGAGGAGACUACCAAAGAUGCCUCACGAUAUCACAUCCUGCUGAUCCUCACGGAUGGGGUUGUCACAGACAUGGCAGACACGCGCGAGGCCAUUGUGCGCGCAUCGUACCAGCCGCUGUCCAUCAUCAUUGUGGGCGUGGGCAAUGCCGACUUCACGGACAUGCAGAUCCUGGACGGGGACGAUGGGAUCUUGCGGUCCCCCAAGGGAGAGCCCGUGUUGAGAGACAUCGUGCAGUUUGUGCCCUUCAGGGACUUCAAAACGGCCUCCCCUGCGGCCCUGGCUAAGUGUGUCCUUGCAGAGGUGCCCAAGCAGGUGGUGGAAUUCUACAGUCACAAGGCUUUUGCGCCCAAGUGCCCUAUUCUGGAUUCACCCAACUCCACUGCCAACACCCCUGAAUAAUGAAGGGACAAACAAGCCUUGGCUAUUUUCGAUGGUUUCCCCCUUUUCCUUACAUCUACCACUUGCCUUGUUUGAAGAAUCGAACAGUGGAAAUGAUGGGAUAUGGAAGCUGAGAUGGAGG
Messenger RNA from Scleropages formosus (Asian bonytongue), 1871 nucleotides. RefSeq names its product copine-7-like. The record is from RefSeq and is a predicted model, not a curated record. Gene Ontology annotation, biological process: cellular response to calcium ion. NCBI's taxonomy places the organism in Eukaryota, Metazoa, Chordata, Actinopteri, Osteoglossiformes, Osteoglossidae. The coding region runs from base 89 to 1750 and encodes 553 amino acids. Gene Ontology annotation, molecular function: calcium-dependent phospholipid binding. The transcript has 17 exons. Gene Ontology annotation, cellular component: plasma membrane.